Messenger RNA from Pseudoliparis swirei, 4236 nucleotides. It is a transcript of the gene wdr35, whose product is annotated as WD repeat domain 35. The record is from RefSeq and is a predicted model, not a curated record. Lineage: Eukaryota; Metazoa; Chordata; Actinopteri; Perciformes; Liparidae. Bases 347 to 3901 code for a protein of 1184 amino acids. Gene Ontology annotation, cellular component: intraciliary transport particle A; non-motile cilium. Gene Ontology annotation, molecular function: protein binding. The transcript has 28 exons. Gene Ontology annotation, biological process: non-motile cilium assembly; protein localization to cilium; intraciliary retrograde transport.
AGCCACAACCUCUGAGUGCUGGAGUCCUCCAACACGGGCCACGAGACGACGCAUUUUAGCUGUCUUUCUCUCAUACAUUUGCUGAAGUUUGUAACUAUAGACGUAUCUUUUUUUAAAUUGAGGAGGCUAAAUGCAACGCUCGGUUGUGUGAACGUUAACUGCGUUAGCAAAGCUGACGUCACAUCGAGCAGAGGGCUGAGGGACGUGCAUAGCUAGCUAGCUAGCUAGGUUAAAGAGUUAGCUCUAGCUGUCUUGUUUACUAGUUAAAGUUGGUGUCCUUCUACGUUAACUAGUAGCUAUAACUAGGUAGUUAGCAGCUCGUUUGGGGAUUGUUAGCACUACCGCCAUGUUUAUCUACCUCAGCAAGAAGAUCGCUAUCCCCAACAAUAUCCAUCUGAAAUGUGUCUCCUGGAACAAAGACCAAGGCUUCAUUGCCUGCGGAGGAGACGACGGUCUCCUCAAGGUGCUCAAGCUCGAAACUCAGACAGAUGAUGUUAAAAUUAAAGGUCUUGCUGCGCCCAGUAAUCUGUCAAUGAACCAGACUCUCGACGGACACAGUGGCGCAGUACAAGUGGUCACGUGGAACGAACAGUAUGAAAAGCUGACAACCAGUGACCAGAACGGACUCAUCAUUGUAUGGAUGCUCUACAAAGGUGCAUGGUACGAGGAGAUGAUCAACAACCGGAACAAGUCGGUGGUGAGGAGCAUGAGUUGGAACACCGACGGUCAGAAGAUCUGCAUUGUGUAUGAAGACGGAGCGGUCAUCGUUGGAUCUGUAGAUGGAAAUCGGAUUUGGGGGAAGGAGCUAAAGGGAAAUCAGCUGGCUCAUGUGGCGUGGUCGCCAGACAGCAAGAUCCUCCUCUUUGGCAUGGCCAACGGGGAAGUACACAUCUAUGACAAUCAGGGAAACUUAAUCAUAAAAAUGGCCAUCAGCUGUCUCGCCAAUGCGACCGGAGCCAUCAGUAUAGCAGGUAUCCACUGGUAUGCAGGAACCGGGGGUUACGUUGAACCAGACUGCCCGUGUCUUGCCAUCUGUUUUGACAACGGGAGAUGCCAGGUCAUGCGCUACGAGAGCGAUGAAAACCCGGUGUGCAUCGACACUCUGAUGAGCGUGGUCAGCAUCCAGUGGAAUCAUUGCGGCAGCGUUCUGGCGGUAGCGGGUUCCCUCAGAGCCUCACAUCUGGAGAAAGAGAUCAAUGUCGUGCAGUUCUACACGCCAUUUGGAGAGCAUCUGAGAACUCUCAAAGUGCCUGGGAAGCAGAUGACAGGAGUUGGCUGGGAGGGAGGAGGGCUGCGCAUUGGUCUGGCCGUGGACUCCUACAUCUACUUUGCCAACAUAAGACCAGACUACAAGUGGGGCUACUGCUGCAGCACUGUGGUGUAUGCCUACACGAAGCCAGAGCGCCAAGAGUACUGCGUGGUAUUCUGGGACACUAAAAACAACGAGAAGUUUGUCAAAUAUGUCAAGAGCUUGAUGUCCAUCACCACCUCAGGGGACUUCUGCAUCCUAGCCAGCAAAGCAGAUGACACGCAGCCUCAGGAGGAUGCCGAGUUAGAGUCUGGGAGUCAUGCAAGGUACGUCCUGAUCCUGUGCAACUCCCUCGGGACUCCACUGGACUCAAAAUACAUUGACAUCGAUCCGCUGUUUGUCACCAUGACCAAGACGCACGUGAUCGCCGCCUCCAAGCAGGCCUUCUACUUGUGGCAGUACAGAGUGGCAAAGAAACUAACCGCCCUGGAGAUCAACCAAGUGACCAGAACUAAGAAGGAGGGAAGAGAGAGGGUCUAUCACAUUGACAGCAAUCCAUCUGCGGCCAGCGACAGCAGUCCAGAUUUUGCAAAAGCUUUCACAGCGACUCGAGAUCCCAUUUGUUGUAUUACAGCAACAGAUAAAACUCUGAUGGUGGGCCGCGAGUCUGGUACCGUCCAUAGAUACAGCCUCCCAAAUGUUGUUCUCCUCCACAAAUACAUGUUGAACAACAGAGCCUUCUAUCUGUCCUUGAAUUGCAACUCCAGCCGUCUGGCCACAAUCGACAUUGCGGGCGUGCUGACCUUGUUGGACCUGGACGUCCGCGUCUCCGGAGACGACGGCUCAGGAAACCCGGCGUCUGCAGGAGAUCCGUCCAAGUUUGAGCGCAAGGAUGUUUGGGACAUGAAGUGGGCGCACGACAAUCCUGAUCUGUUUGCCAUGAUGGAGAAGACGAGGAUGUACGUCUUCAGGAACCUCGACCCAGAGGAACCCAUCCAAACUUCUGGCUACAUUUGCAACUUUGAAGACCUGGAAAUCAAAUCUGUUCUGCUCGAUGAAAUCAUGAAGGAUCCAGAGAGGCCGAACAAAGACAACCUCAUCAACUUUGAAAUCCGCUCCCUGAGAGACAGCCGAGCGUUGAUUGAGAAAGUGGGAAUUAAAGAUGCCUCGCAGUUCAUUAAAGACAAUCCUCACCCGAGACUCUGGCGUCUUCUGGCUGAGGCGGCUCUCCAGAAACUGGAUCUGAAGGAGGCCGAACAGGCCUUCGUCUGUUGCAAAGACUACCAGGGCAUCGAGUUCGUCAAGCGGCUGGGCAAUCUGCAGAGCGAGCCCAUGAAGCAGGCGGAGGUGGCAACUUACUUCAGCAGGUUUGAGGAAGCUGAGCGGAUGUACCUGGAUAUAGACCGCAGGGACCUGGCCAUCAGCCUGAGAAUCAAGCUGGGAGACUGGUUCAGGGUGCUCCAGCUGCUCAAAACCGGCUCCGGGGACUGUGACGAUGCUCUGCUGGAGCAGGCGUACAACGCUAUCGGAGACUACUUUGCUGACAGGCAGAAGUGGGUGAAUGCAGUGCAGUACUACCUUCAGGGUUGUAACCAGGAGAGGCUGGCGGAAUGCUACUCCAUGUUGGAGGACUACCAGGGCCUUGAGCAGAUGACCGCUCUGCUGCCGGAGAAUCAUCCACUUCUACCGGAUAUCGGGCAAAUGUUUGCCACGGUGGGCAUGUGCGAACAAGCCGUGGAGGCCUACCUGAAGUGCAACCAGCCCAAAGCGGCCGUUGACACCUGCGUCCAUCUGAACCAGUGGAACAAAGCGGUGGAACUCGCCCGGACCCACAACAUGAAGGAGAUCAAAUCUCUUCUCUCCAAAUAUGCGUCGCAUCUUCUGGAGAAGAACAGAACCCUGGAGGCGGUGGAGCUGUACCGGAAGGCCCACUAUUUCCUCGAUGCAGCCAAACUCAUGUUCAAGAUAGCGGAUGAGGAGGCGGAGAAAGGGACCCGACCGCUGCGGGUGAAGAAGCUCUAUGUGCUGGCAGCACGACUGGUUGAGAAUUACCACGAGCAGAUGAAAACGUCCCAGCAGAGCAAAGCCAAAGGGAAGAAGUCUGAGGCGACGUCGGCGCUCGCCGGGCUGCUUGAGGAAGACGCCACCUCGUCAGACGACCGCAUCGUGGACCACGCGUGGCGAGGAGCGGAGGCGUACCACUUCUUCCUGCUCGCCCAGAGGCAGCUGUACGAAGGCUACAUGGAGAACGCCAUGCGCACGGCCCUGCACCUGCGUGAGUAUGAGGACAUCAUCCCGGCGGUGGAGAUCUACUCUCUGCUCGCCGUCUGCGCUGCAGCCAACAGGGCCUUCGGCACGUGCUCGCAGGCCUUCAUCAAGCUGGAGUCCCUGGAGAGCCUGGACCCGGACCAGCGGCAGCCCUACGAGGACUUGGCCCUGGAGAUCUUCACCAAGCACACGCCGAAGGACAACCACGCGAUGGAGCUGGACAGAUCAGAGGGGGCGGAGGGGAAGUUGCCCACCUGCAUCGUGACGGGCCAGCCGAUCCAGGAGUACCAGUUCUGGAUGUGCAGUGUGUGUAAACACUGCGCUCUGGGGCAGGAGAUCUGCAAAUACAACUGCUGCCCACUGUGUCACACUCCUGUGGCAUGAUGCUUCAAAGAGAACUUUAUUUUCACUUUCACGUUUCAAAAGCGUACUUUAACCUGCAUAUAUUAUAUCUUAUCUACUUUAGCUUGAGUCUGUGGAGCACAUGAACCACCCUCGAGCUGCACUUCAACCCGAACUGAAACGUUCCACAAUCUGUCGUGUCCACGGUCACAAUUUAGAUAUUAUGUCUUGUAUAAUCUAGUGAAAUGUUUUUUUUCUCUAACCUUUUUUAAAUGUUGUACAAUACUUGAAUGAACAUAACUGCUUUGUGUACUAUUUUUAUAUGAAAGUGAACCGUGAAUAAAUGUUAUCACGUUAAUGCAACAAUUCAAACCGUA